GCGGCAUAACUAUUUACGUUUUUUAUACUCUGUAUUGUUAUGCUCUACCAGGAACCCAAUGUACGAGGCUCGGUAGGGGUCGAGAGCAGUCGACGUAUCCUCCCCCGCGCCUCUGAAGUCAUGUCAGCCCAUCUGAACAGCCAGCGUGCGGGGUUCAGCGAGUCAGCCCACGACGCGGGAUAUCACGUCUGCAAUCUGACAUCACCACAAUGAAACAAAUAUCAUUGCCGUAUAAACAGAGUACAGUGUCUUCCUAUAUAAUGAAGAAAAGCAAUCUGGACCCGUUAUUGCUCCCGGCUCUUUCAACCGCCCUUUUUGGCCAUCCAGGAGCAAGAACAGAGUAUGACGUCACCCGCUACCCACCGGUCCCUGCGUGUUCUCGCCCCCUUCCCCCCUGAUGAUCCCCAGAGGUCGACGGGGCCUCUGCCGAAACGGACAAAGCGCUCGAAUGCUUGUACGGCGUGUAAGGCGCGCAAGUCGAAAUGCGGAGGCGGCCAGCCGUGCAAUAAGUGCAAUGAAAUCGGCACCGAGUGUAUUUUUGAUAGGGGACUGGAUAGGAGGAGGAAGCUUGCUCAGAGACAUGCUGAGCAGGAGCUUAGCUCGUUGCAUCAGCUGUUAUAUGAUAUUGUGGACGCCUUUGAUGGGGGCAAUGUAGUGCAGCUGGGCCAGCUGCUGUCCUCUAUACGAACUCGGUCGAGACAGGCUGAGAGCCAGGAGUUGGGUUUUCCAGGCGAUGAGCAGAAUAGGCAGAGUGAGCAGAGUAGAGAGAGUACACAGAGUGCGGCGGAAAUGGGUUUUAAGGAGGCAAUUGAGGCUGUUCCCGAGAACUCGAGACGAUGGUCAGCGUAUUCCGAUUCCGUUAGCUCGGUAGGUUCUCUGCACGGGGUAGAUACCCUAACUGAAGAUCCGAAUCGAAGUCUUCAGAGUCGAGCAGCCGGGUAUAUAGGGAAGGAGUCAGAGAUUGCGUGGAUGCAGAAGCUGGACACUGAAGCUGCCAAGUUGAACCAUAAAUCGCGCCAUCUCGCACCGCCUGCAGAGGAAGGACCCGUUGCAUCCAUGAGCUAUCAUGUUGACUUUCUCCAUAUAGCCGAUUCACUCCCUGUCGAGCCACGGCUGCUACCCCCGAGACCAUGGGCUGCCCGUCUUGUAAACAUCUUUUUUGAAUCAAUAGCGCCUUCUUUUCCGCUUAUCAAUAAGCCUUUGUUUGAAUCUCAGUUUAACUACGCUUACAGUGGCUCUGCUCAGCCCACGCAGAAAUGGCUUGCUGUUCUCAAUCUUGUAUUCGCUGUCAGCUCGAAGCAUUACCAGUUAGCGGAGCCUGUCACUGGCAAGGAUGUGGACGACCACCUCUUUCUCUCGAGAGCUAUCUCUCUUAAUACUUCUCAUAAUCUGGUUCUUGACCAUGCAGACUUGCACCAGGUCCAGUUUGAUCUGCUGCUAGCUAUCUACUAUAUGGCUGCUGGUCAAAUAAAUCGAUCAUGGCAGACAAACGGACGUGCUGCCCGCUCCGCUACCUCCCUGGGUCUGAAUCUGCGUGCACUGGGUGACCAGAUAGACCCUGUUUCGAAGGAGACGCGUACCCGUAUCUGGUGGUGCAUUUUCUCCUUGGAACACCUGCUGGCCGGUAUGACUGGACGCUCCUCAUGCGUCGAUUACCGGUCUGUAUCUCUAUAUCCGCCAGUACCAUACGACGACAGCAUGUUCCACGUUCCUGAACUGGAGGAGCUCCUAGGAAAUACUGUCCUGCGUGAGGAGCGCCUCCAGUGGACUAUCUACGCCAGCGAUUCCCAGCUCGAAGCGCGAACCAGGUGGUUCCAAACAAUCAGCCCAACCCAGUCCCUCUACUUCUUCCACCUGGUCGACCUCUCCAUGAUCACCCACGCGGCCGUCACCACGAUAUACAGUCUAACCACCGUCAAAGACAGCAUCAGUGGCCAGAGCGGAAUCCGCCCUUACCAAGAAAAGCUCCAAACAUGGCUGUCCAGCCUCCAUCCCUCCUACGCCUUCACAAACUCCCACGACACCCCAGCUCUGUCCCCCGAUAACCGCUACCAAGUCAGCCUCGCACUCGCCUACUACAGCUCCCAGAUAAUCCUCAGCAGGCCCUGCCUCACACGCCCAGACAUGAACGACGGCACAAACAUCCACUUCACACGCUCCCGCUUCGGCAACGACACCGCAAGAACCUGCGUCCAGUCCGCCCUCUCCCUCAUUUCCAUCCUCCCAAAAGCCCCAAGCACAGAAUGGCUUCUCCAAACAACCCCCUGGUGGUGCAUCCUCCACUUCCUCAUGCAAGCCCUAACCGUCCUCCUCAUCCAACUCUCCAUCGGACCCGUCCCAUUCCUAAAAGCCCACGGUGAUGGCGAAGCCAACCAAGCCGGACAAGACGGUAAAAGCCCCACAAUCACAGUCUCCGAGAAUCAAACACCAGAGAUCAUCCUCGCGGCAUCCAAAAAGGCACUCCGCUGGCUACAUACUCUCGCAAAGAACGACCCCUCCUCCCACCGCGCUUUCCAAAUAAGCGAGAGCUUCAUCCGCCGCAUCGGCCGCGCAAAGGGCCUCGAUCUCUCCGGCAUCCCUGAUCCCGCUGAUUUGGCAGGGAAUGCGCCUUCGGCGUUUAGUUCGGGAGAUGUAUAUCCUUGGGCUCAGUCGGUGACGGUGGCUCCGGGGCCAUCGAGUCGGCAGAGUGCUGAACGGCUGGAGAGUGCGAGUCGCAGUGCCAGUGCGAGUCGUUCGGCGGGUAUGCGUGACGGGGUUGUUAAUUGGGGGCCUGAUUGUACGGUUUGUGAGGCCGAGUACGAGCGCCAGCAGGAGUCGUUUGCGCUUGAUCCGGCGCUGUUUUCGGUAGAUAUGUAGGUCUAUAUCUUUGGUGUAGUAAUGCGUUCGAGGGAAUUGUCUAUUAAAGGGAAGUUUGUAAGCAUACUAGUGUGGGUGACGCUCCUGAAGGUGGAGAUACCACUACGACCACUGAAGGCUGGG
Molecule: messenger RNA, 2979 nt
Organism: Aspergillus versicolor CBS 583.65
Lineage: Eukaryota; Fungi; Ascomycota; Eurotiomycetes; Eurotiales; Aspergillaceae
Exons: 4
Coding region: 343-2856 (837 amino acids)
Biological process (GO): regulation of DNA-templated transcription; DNA-templated transcription
Molecular function (GO): DNA binding; zinc ion binding; DNA-binding transcription factor activity, RNA polymerase II-specific
Source: RefSeq, a predicted model, not a curated record